Molecule: messenger RNA, 1032 nt
Organism: Pestalotiopsis fici W106-1
Lineage: Eukaryota; Fungi; Ascomycota; Sordariomycetes; Amphisphaeriales; Sporocadaceae
Exons: 3
Coding region: 1-1032 (343 amino acids)
Cellular component (GO): cytoplasm
Source: RefSeq, a predicted model, not a curated record
AUGGCUGCAAAAUAUCCUCAACGCAAGAUCGGAGACGCCUCCGUCUCGGCCAUUGGGCUCGGAUGCAUGGGCAUGAGCUUUGGCUACACAUCGUAUGGAGGCUACGACGACGAGGAGUCGCUCAAGGUCCUGACCAAGGCUGCCGACAGCGGCAUCACCUUUUGGGACACGAGUGACAUUUACGGUCCUUUUACCAAUGAGAAGCUCAUUGGCAAGUGGUUCGCCACGACGGGCAGGCGUGACGAGAUCUUCUUGGCCACCAAGUUUGCCAAUCGCUUCAUUGAUGGCAAGAUGGAGGUGUUCGGAGAUGCCGCAUACGUCAAAAAGGCCUGUGCCGAGUCCUUGGAAAGACUCCAAACCGACCGCAUUGACCUCUACUACCAGCACAGAGUAGACGAAAAGACGCCCAUUGAAGAGACGGUAGGCGCCAUGGCCGAGCUGGUCAAGGAGGGCAAGGUGCGAUAUCUGGGACUCUCGGAAUGCUCGGCCCGCACGCUUGAGCGCGCCCACAAGGUGCACCCGAUCGCCGCGGCGCAAAUGGAGUACUCGCCCUUUGCGCUCGAGAUCGAGUCGGACCAGACCAACUUUCUCAAGACGGCCCGGAAGCUCGGCGUCAAGAUUGUCGCCUACUCCCCCCUGGGCCGGGGCUUCCUCACGGGCGCCAUCAAGAGCCGCGCCGACCUCGACCCCACCGACUCCCGCUUCCAGCACCCGCGCUUCUCCGACGAGCACUUUGCCAGCAACCUCCAGCUCGUCGAGACCCUGGCCCAGAUUGCAAAGGACAAGGGCGUCACGCCCGGCCAGCUCGCCCUCGCGUGGGUGCUGGCGCAAGGUGAAGACUUCAUCCCUAUCCCGGGUACCAAGCGGGUCAAGUACCUGGAGGAGAACUUGCAGGCCGUCCAUGUCAAAUUGACCCCUGACGAGGUUACCAAGAUUAGAAAGGCUAUCGAGAGCGUUGGAGGAUCAAAGGGCGCACGUUACCCGCCGGCUAUGAUGGCCAAGUGUUUUGGUGACUCGCCUGAGCUCAAGUAA